Pseudophryne corroboree (corroboree frog) is the source of this 2649-nucleotide messenger RNA. RefSeq names its product arachidonate 5-lipoxygenase (gene ALOX5). NCBI's taxonomy places the organism in Eukaryota, Metazoa, Chordata, Amphibia, Anura, Myobatrachidae. Gene Ontology annotation, cellular component: nuclear envelope. Bases 58 to 2082 code for a protein of 674 amino acids. The transcript has 14 exons. Gene Ontology annotation, biological process: hepoxilin biosynthetic process; linoleic acid metabolic process; lipoxygenase pathway. The record is from RefSeq and is a predicted model, not a curated record. Gene Ontology annotation, molecular function: arachidonate 5-lipoxygenase activity; protein binding; iron ion binding.
AUACCAUAGAACAGUGUCUGUAGUAAGUUGUACAGUUACUAUUGUGACAGUAACAAGAUGCCUUCCUAUACUAUCACGGUGACUACAGGCAGUCAGUGGUUUGCUGGCACAGAUGAUUAUAUCUAUAUUACUCUUGUUGGAACUAAAGGCUGCACUGAAAAGCACUUGCUUGACAAACCAUUCUACAAUGAUUUUGAAAGAGGGGCGAUUGAUUCCUAUGAUGUUACAGUAUCAGAAGAUCUUGGAGAAAUCCAACUGAUUAAAAUUGAAAAGCAUAAAUAUUGGUAUAAAGAUGACUGGUAUUGUCGACACAUCACAGUAAAGACCCCAGGAGGAGAUUAUUUGGAGUUCCCUUGUUACAGGUGGAUCAACACUGAUAAAGAAAUUGUUCUUCGUGAAGGAACAGCAAAGUUGGCCACACAGGAUGUAACACAAAUUCACAAGCAACACAGAAGGAAGGAAUUGGAGGACAGACAAAAACAGUACAGAUGGAAGGAGUGGCAUCCUGGCUUCCCACUGAGUAUCGACGCCCAUUGCCACAGUGAUUUGCCUCAUGACAUACAGUUUGACAGUGAAAAAGGGGUUGAUUUUAUUUUGAACUACACAAAAGCGAUGGAAAACCUCUUUGUCAACAGUUUUAUGCAUAUGUUCCAGUCCUCGUGGAGUGACUUUGCUGAUUUUGAAAGGAUCUUUGUCAGAAUUAGUAAUACAAUAUCAGAAUAUGUAAUGCAGCAUUGGCAAGAAGACUUCAUGUUUGGAUACCAGUUUCUUAAUGGCUGCAACCCAGUUUUGAUCAGAAAAUGCCAAAAAAUACCAGAAAACUUCCCAGUAACACACAACAUGGUGGAAUGCAGCCUUGAGCGGAAUCUUACACUUGAGAAGGAAUUGGAGCUAGGUAAUAUCUUCAUUGUUGAUUUCAAACUUCUUGAUGGUGUGUCUGCAAACAAAACAGAUCCGUGUACCAUCCAAUACCUUGCUGCACCCAUCUGUUUGUUGUACAAGAACCUUGAGAACAAGAUUGUCCCGAUUGCUAUCCAGCUCAACCAAAAACCUGGACCUGAAAAUCCAAUAUAUUUGCCAUCAGAUUCGAAGGAUGACUGGCUAUUAGCUAAAAUAUGGGUCCGGUCUUCAGAUUUCCAUAUUCAUCAAACAAUUACCCAUCUCCUAAGGACACAUCUCCUAUCAGAAGUUUUUGCAAUUGCUAUGUAUCGGCAACUCCCUGCUGUGCAUCCUAUAUUCAAGCUUCUGAUACCACAUGUGAGAUUCACCAUAGCAAUCAACACAAAGGCACGAGAGCAGCUCAUUUGUGAAUGUGGACUAUUUGAUAAGGCCAAUGCCACAGGAGGAGGAGGACAUGUUGAGCUGCUGAUAAGAGCCAUGAAGGACUUUACCUAUAAGUCUAUUUGCUUUCCCGAGGCAAUAAAGUUGAGGGGCAUGGACAACAAGGAAGAUAUUCCAUAUUAUUUCUACAGAGAUGAUGGAAUGAAGGUUUGGCAAGCAAUACUUAACUUUGUGGGAGAUGUUGUGGACAUUUAUUAUGAAAGUGACGAGGCUGUGUGCAAAGAUAGUGAGCUCCAAGCCUUCGUGAAAGACGUUUUUGUGUAUGGACUUCGGGACAAUGAAGCUUCUGGAUUUCCCAAAACCAUCAAUACCAAAGAAAACUUAGUGGAAUAUCUCACCCUUGUCAUUUUCACUGCUUCUGGGCAGCAUGCUGCUGUCAAUUUUGGUCAGUAUGAUUGGUGUUCUUGGAUCCCCAAUUCUCCUCCCACUAUGCGCUGUCCCCCACCCACCGAGAAGGGGGUAGUUACAAUACAAUAUAUUAUUGAAAGCUUACCGGAUAGAGGUCGAUCAUGUUGGCAUCUUGGAGCUGUGUGGGCGUUGAGUCAGUUCCAAGAUAAUGAAUUAUUUCUAGGACUUUACCCUGAUGAGCAUUUUGUCGAAAAAUCAGUAAAGGAAGCGAUGGCAAAGUUCAGGAAGAACCUUGAAGAGAUCAGCAGUUUCAUCCAGAACCGAAACAAGAACAAGAAGCUGCCAUAUUACUACUUGUCUCCAGACAGGAUCCCAAACAGCGUGGCUGUUUAAAUUCAAUGAUUUUUGCAUGAACAGAUGUAACCAUGGCUACAUAUUGUCUGUACAGACUUGGACAAGUUGACUAAAAAGUGCAAAAAGAUAUCAAUUCAGAAAAAGUUUAGUUUUCUUUGCUUUAACUACAUUAUCUAUGCAAUAUAGUUGAGCAUAAUGUAAGUAACGUCAGUUUUAUACAGCCCUCUGGGAAACAGAACACAUGCCACGUGCUGGUUAUAGAAAAAGAAUGUAAAAUAUAUCUUUGAUUUAUAGUACACUGCUUGUGGUCCCUGUCCCUAGUACUGCAUUGUCACAAUGAAACCAGUGGCCACAUGGGUCUGGAACACACUGCACUGACGUCUUGCAGUUACUGCUGCCUGGCCUUGUCAGAGCACACUGGGCAACAGUCACUUGUUAUCAUGGCAUUCUCCCAGCUCCGCUCUCUCCGAGAAACAGGAAAACAAGGCAUGCUCUCUCACAUCUAUUAUUCAAUAUUUCUAAUUAAUUACAAUAAUGCAACUACAUCAUUUAAAUAAAAAAAUACCAAGAAUUCUGUAAUAAAACUUGAAAACUAUCUUACUUUCA